UGCCCCGGCCGGGUGCGGCGGUGCAGCGUGUUGGCGCUCACCGAUGCCACAGAUUGUCUAAUUAGAUUAAGCAAGGCUUUCCUGAGAUAAUCAUUUAGCCAGCCCGUUUUUCCUCUAUGAAGCCGCUGUCGUCGAGUGUGAGCACGCCUGAAGGUCAAGCCAUUUUUGUGAAGAAGAAGUAGAAGAGCGUUUUGGGAGGAAGUAUGAAAGCGAGUCUGCAGCGUGGCUGGUGAGGAGCAGCUCCAGGGUUAUGGGCUGUUUGUUUCCUGUGAGAGGACGACCGCUAAUACCUGCUGUUACUGAGGCCCGGCCAUGGGGGAGGACUCUUAAUUAGCAGCAGGAUCAGACUGCAGAGCACCAACAUGACCAGCAACUCUUUCCGUGGCUCCAAACAUGGCCGCCGUGCCGAGGCCAACCAUGAGGUGGAGUUCAGCUGUUCCGUCAAGGAACUGCGCUCCCUCAUGGAGCUGCAGGGCCUGGAGGGCGUGGCCAGGAUCCAGGAGAGCUACGGAGACGUCAACGGGCUCUGCGCCAGGCUCAGGACAUCACCUGUCGACGGGCUGGACGGGAACUCUGAAGACAUCAACAGAAGAAAACAAGAGUUUGGACGGAACGUCAUACCUCCCAAAAAGCCAAAAACCUUCCUGCAGUUAGUAUGGGAGGCCCUGCAGGACGUCACGCUCAUCAUCUUGGAGGUGGCAGCCUUGAUCUCGCUCGGCCUGUCGUUUUACCACCCGCCCGAUGCAGAUAGAGAGAACUGUGGGAGGGCGGCUGCGGGGGUGGAGGAUGAGAACGAAUCAGAGGCUGGCUGGAUCGAAGGUGCAGCCAUCCUGCUGUCGGUGGUGUGCGUGGUUCUGGUGACGGCCUUCAAUGACUGGAGCAAAGAGAAGCAGUUCCGCGGGCUGCAGAGCCGCAUCGAGCAGGAGCAGAAGUUCACUGUGGUGCGCGGCGGACAGGUCACCCAGAUCGCCGUGUCCGAGAUUGUGGUGGGAGACAUCGCUCAAGUCAAAUAUGGUGACCUCCUACCUGCUGAUGGUGUGCUGAUUCAGGGGAAUGAUCUGAAGAUAGAUGAGAGUUCUCUGACAGGAGAGUCAGAUCAUGUGAAGAAGACCCUGGACAAAGACCCCAUGCUGCUCUCAGGUACUCAUGUGAUGGAGGGAUCAGGAAAGAUGGUGGUGACGGCGGUGGGCGUGAACUCCCAGACGGGCAUCAUCUUCUCUCUGCUGGGCGCCAGCGAGGGAAACGACAGCGAGGACGAGGAGGAGAAGAAGAAAAAGGAGUGUGAGAAGAAAAAGGAGUGUGAGAAGAAGAAAGAGAAGAAGAAGAAGAAGAAGAAGGAAAAGAAGGAGAAGAAAAGUAAGAAAGAUGACAAAGACAAGAAAGGAAAAGACAAAGAUGGACCUUCUGUGGAGAUGGAGCCUCUGAAUGAAGACGGGGAAUCAGAGAAGAAGAAGAGCAGCCUACCAAAGAAGGAGAAGUCGGUCCUCCAGGGGAAGCUGACCAAGCUGGCCGUGCAGAUUGGGAAAGCAGGUUUGUUCAUGUCAGGGAUCACCGUCAUCAUCCUCAUCUCCCUCUUCCUCAUCGACACCUUCUGGAUGCAGGGCUUGCCCUGGGCCAACGAGUGUUUCCCUGUCUACAUCCAGUUCUUCGUCAAGUUCUUCAUCAUCGGUGUCACCGUGCUGGUGGUCGCUGUGCCAGAGGGACUUCCUCUGGCUGUCACCAUCUCCCUGGCCUACUCUGUCAAGAAAAUGAUGAAGGACAACAACCUGGUUCGCCACCUGGAUGCCUGCGAAACCAUGGGCAACGCCACUGCCAUCUGCUCCGACAAGACAGGCACCCUGACCAUGAACCGCAUGACGGUGGUGCAGGUCUAUGUUGGAGACCGUCACUACAGGAAGGUUCCAGAGCCCGACCUCAUCCCCACCAAGAUCCUGGACCUGCUUAUCCUUGGCAUUGGAGUCAACUGCGCUUACACCACCAAGAUCAUGCCUCCGGAGAAGGAGGGCGGGCUGCCACGCCAGGUGGGCAACAAGACAGAAUGUGCCUUACUGGGUUUUGCCGUGGACCUGCGCCGUGACUACCAGGCCAUCCGCAAUGAGAUCCCCGAGGAAAAACUAUUCAAGGUGUACACCUUCAACUCUGUGAGGAAAUCCAUGAGCACGGUGCUGCGGAAUGCCGAUGGCAGCUACUGCAUGUUCAGCAAGGGGGCGUCAGAGAUCCUGCUCAAAAAGUGCUGUAGUACCCUGGCGGCCAGCGGCGAGGUCAAGAUGUUCAAGCCGCGGGACCGGGACGACCUGGUGAAGAAGGUGAUUGAGCCCAUGGCCUCAGAGGGCCUGAGGACCAUCUGCCUGGCCUACAGGGACUUCCCUAUCUCUGAAGGAGAGCCCGACUGGGACGAUGAGGCCAGCAUCCUGACCGGCCUCACCUGCAUCUGCGUGGUGGGCAUCGAGGACCCCGUUAGGCCUGAGGUGCCAGAUGCAAUCAGGAAAUGCCAGCGUGCGGGCAUCACUGUGCGCAUGGUCACCGGGGACAACAUCAACACCGCCCGUGCCAUCGCCACCAAAUGUGGCAUCCUGCAUCCUGGAGACGACUUCCUGUGUCUAGAGGGGAAGGAGUUCAACCGAAGAAUCCGCAAUGAGCUCGGCGAGAUCGAACAAGAGCGCAUCGAUAAGAUUUGGCCGAAGUUGCGUGUGCUGGCCAGAUCCUCUCCGACCGACAAGCAUACUCUAGUGAAAGGCAUCAUCGACAGCACCGUGCUGGAGCAGAGGCAAGUGGUGGCGGUCACCGGGGACGGAACUAAUGACGGCCCCGCCCUGAAGAAAGCUGACGUCGGCUUUGCCAUGGGAAUCGCCGGCACAGACGUGGCCAAGGAGGCGUCUGACAUCAUCCUGACCGACGACAACUUCAGCAGCAUUGUCAAGGCCGUCAUGUGGGGCCGCAACGUUUACGACAGCAUCUCCAAGUUUCUGCAGUUCCAGCUCACUGUCAAUGUGGUGGCCGUCAUCGUAGCCUUCACCGGAGCCUGCAUCACCCAGGACUCCCCUCUGAAGGCCGUGCAGAUGUUGUGGGUCAACCUCAUUAUGGACACCUUUGCGUCGUUGGCUCUGGCCACCGAGCCGCCGACUGAGUCUCUGCUGCUCAGGAAACCGUACGGCCGCAAGAAGCCGCUGAUCUCCCGCACGAUGAUGAAGAACAUCCUGGGCCACAGCAUCUACCAGCUGACCAUCAUCUUCACCUUGCUGUUUGCUGGUGAGAAACUAUUUGAUAUUGACAGUGGUAGGAACGCCCCUCUCCACGCCCCGCCCUCAGAGCACUACACCAUCGUCUUCAACACCUUCGUACUGAUGCAGAUUUUUAACGAGAUCAAUGCUCGCAAGAUCCAUGGUGAGAGGAACGUGUUCGACGGAAUGUUUAACAACCCCAUCUUCUGCUCCAUCGUGUUUGGAACGUUUCUGAUCCAGAUCGUCAUCGUGCAGUUUGGCGGGAAGCCGUUCAGCUGCGUGAGUCUCACCAUAGACCAGUGGAUGUGGUGCGCCUUCCUGGGCAUGGGCUCCCUGCUGUGGGGACAGCUGGUGUCCACCAUCCCCACCAGCCGGCUGAAGUUCCUGAAGACGGCGGGCCAUGGCCGGCAGCAGGACGAGAUCCCCGAGGACGAGCUGGAGGAGAUGAAGGACAAGGAUGAGAUUGACCACGCCGAGAUGGAGCUGAAGAGGGGCCAGGUGCUGUGGUGUCGAGGCCUCAACCGCAUCCAGACACAGGUACCUGCGCUAAGCUCCGCCCCCUGGGCCUGCCCUGCCCCUCUCUGCUUCCCUCUGGACUGUUUGUGUGUUUUCCUCUGUCAUGUUUGUGUUGUGGCGCUCUCUAACCGCCUGCUCCUCGGUCCUCAGAUCCGUGUGGUCAACGCCUUCCGAGAGUCCAUGUCACCGUACGAGGGCCUGGAGACGCCCGAGUCUCGCAGCUCCAUCCACAACUUCAUGAGCCACCCCGAGUUCCGCAUCGACGACUCGGAGCCGCAGAUCCCUCUGAUCGAUGAGGCUGACGGCGAAAACGAGGACGACGCCCCCACCAAACGCAACUCGGUGACCGUGCCCGUGCUGGCGGCCCUGCAGCCACUGCCGUCCUCGCCCAACCAGAACAACAACGCCUUGGACCGGAUCGUCCCCCUGCACAAGGACACCGCCAAGGCUGGUCUGAUCCCACCGUGUCCAGGAAGUCCCCUGCACAGCCUGGAGACCUCCCUCUGAACCCCCCUCCCCUCAGAGUUCACCACAUCAGUUCAGACUGUUCACACCCCCCGCCCCCCCCACACCCAGAGGACUCAAAGACGUUUCUUGACAGCGGUGCUGUCGCUGCCGCCGCCGCCGCACAUGAAGACUUUUAAUCAAACACGGCGGCCGUGUUUUUUGUUUCUAUGCGAUACAGAAGCAGACUUGUUUACAAGUUGGGAAUGUUUUUGAUUUGGAAGAGAAAAGCUGCAGACGGACAGUGUGAAGGUGGGCGUGGCCUGUUGUGCGGUUUCAGGUUCUUGUUGUGUAGACGUAGGAAGGUGUCGUAGCGCGGCCGGACGGAUCUGAAACACAAACGACUCAGUUUGAUCUUCACUGGUUUGUCACGAGCCCUGAACUCCAGGACGGGCGCUAAUGUUCGAUUUUAGUUUUGCAGUAAAUUUUCAGGUAUGAAGAUGGAGAUGUGUAGUAAAUCAACUUUAAGGAGGGAAGGACGUUGUUUUUAUCUUACAGAGUUUGUGUUUGUAGAGAAAAUGGUCUCAAUUAAAAAGUGGAAUGUUGGAAUUUAUUUUAGCAUUUUUGUAAAAAAAAAAGUUCUAGGUUGUUGGUUCAAAGAUGUAAAACAAAAAUGUAUUAAAACUGUUGAAGGAUUUCCAGA
Messenger RNA from Myripristis murdjan (pinecone soldierfish), 4884 nucleotides. RefSeq names its product plasma membrane calcium-transporting ATPase 1-like. Gene Ontology annotation, cellular component: plasma membrane; intracellular membrane-bounded organelle. The transcript has 20 exons. Lineage: Eukaryota; Metazoa; Chordata; Actinopteri; Holocentriformes; Holocentridae. Gene Ontology annotation, biological process: calcium ion transmembrane transport; regulation of cytosolic calcium ion concentration. The record is from RefSeq and is a predicted model, not a curated record. Gene Ontology annotation, molecular function: P-type calcium transporter activity; ATP hydrolysis activity; PDZ domain binding. Bases 363 to 4244 code for a protein of 1293 amino acids.